This is a messenger RNA of Panthera uncia (snow leopard), 3012 nucleotides long. It is a transcript of the gene SLC35E3, whose product is annotated as solute carrier family 35 member E3. The transcript has 5 exons. The coding region runs from base 198 to 1139 and encodes 313 amino acids. NCBI's taxonomy places the organism in Eukaryota, Metazoa, Chordata, Mammalia, Carnivora, Felidae. Gene Ontology annotation, molecular function: nucleotide-sugar transmembrane transporter activity; antiporter activity. Gene Ontology annotation, cellular component: Golgi apparatus. The record is from RefSeq and is a predicted model, not a curated record.
CAGCUGAAUGGGCGGCGGCGGAGCAUGUGUGUGUGUGGCUGAGGCUGCUGCUCGCCAGGGACGCGGAGAGUGCAUGCCUCUCCCGGGUCGGACCGUGAAGCCGGCGAGGACGUGGAGGCAGCGGAGGAGGGGAAGAGCAGCCGGAGACAGACUGGCAUCCCUCUCGGGAGCUUAAGGGCCCCGGCUCGGCCGGGGUUAUGGCAUCGCUUGCGGACCGAAUGCGAGGCAACGGGCGCAUCGCCGCUGGGCUCCUGCUUAACCUGCUGGUGUCCAUCUGCAUCGUGUUCCUAAACAAAUGGAUCUAUGUGCACCACGGCUUCCCUAACAUGAGCCUGACCCUGGUGCACUUCGUGGUCACCUGGCUGGGCUUGUACAUCUGCCAGAAACUGGACAUCUUUGCCCCCAAGAGUCUGCCGCCUUCCAAACUCCUCCUCCUGGCCCUCAGCUUCUGUGGCUUCGUGGUCUUCACCAAUCUCUCUCUGCAGAACAACACCAUAGGCACCUAUCAGCUGGCCAAGGCCAUGACCACGCCGGUCAUCAUAGUCAUCCAGACCCUGUGCUACAAGAAAACCUUCUCUACCAAAAUACAGCUCACGCUGAUUCCUAUAACUUUAGGUGUAAUCCUAAAUUCUUAUUACGAUGUGAAGUUUAAUUUCCUUGGAAUGGUGUUUGCUGCUCUUGGUGUUUUAGUUACAUCCCUUUAUCAAGUGUGGGUAGGAGCCAAACAGCAUGAAUUGCAAGUGAACUCAAUGCAGCUGUUGUACUACCAGGCUCCGAUGUCCUCCGCCAUGUUACUGGUGGCUGUGCCCUUCUUUGAGCCCGUGUUUGGAGAAGGGGGAAUAUUUGGCCCCUGGUCAGUUUCUGCUUUGCUUAUGGUGCUGCUGUCUGGAGUAAUAGCUUUCAUGGUGAACUUAUCAAUUUAUUGGAUCAUUGGGAACACUUCACCAGUCACCUAUAACAUGUUCGGACACUUCAAGUUCUGCAUCACUUUAUUUGGAGGAUAUGUUUUAUUUAAGGAUCCAUUGUCAAUUAAUCAGGGUCUUGGCAUGUUAUGCACGUUAUUUGGCAUUCUCGCUUAUACCCAUUUUAAACUCAGUGAACAGGAAGGAAGUAAGAGUAAAUUGGUACAGCGUCCUUAAUUGGGUUUUGGUGGAGAAAAGAAAGCCACCCCAAGAAGAUAAAAGGCGUUAAGUGUGCAAGUUACCUUCAAAGAAGAAGAAAAAAUUACAUUGCCAAAUUUGUUGAAUGAUGGUUUGCAAGAAGUAACACAAAGGAAAUUUUGUUCAUAAAUACAACUUUCUCUUUUAGAGUACCUCUAAAACAAUGGCUUGUGCUUCUUUUCAAGGAUUGGUUAUAUGAAGUCUGUAGGAUGGUUUGGUUAUACCAAAUGAAAUACAGGAAAUUAAAAUUCUAUAAUAGUGACAAAGGAAUCCGUAUCACUGUACUACAGAGGUGUCAUGGUUUUUAAGUGUUCCAGCCCUUCUGAGGAAGGACACAGAGGACUCCUCUCCUUGCUCGUAGGUGGCCUGCAGUGUGAGCUCUUUUAGAAUUUCAGCCAAAAUGUGCAAGUCAGAAGUUAAAUCCAGCAUUUCUGUUUUAGUUGCUUUAGUAUAACCUCCUGAUCAUUUAACUUACAGAAAUGAAAUAUCAUUUAUAGAAAACAAAGUAUAGGAAAGAAGACCAUCAGACAAAAUCCAAUUCUAAAAGCGCUAUAUUUCUGGUAGAAAAUAGAUAUGAGAAGUUAUAUGUUAUCCAGAAAACCACAGUUGCCACAGGUAUUCUCUUAUUUCUGAGCUCUCUCUGAGCUCUAGAGACACUAUGGGAAGUUAAAAAACAAAAUAGCUCCGUGUUGAAACAGUCCAAAGAGAAGAUGAUGGAUGGAAUUGAGCAGGUGUCUCCUCCCAUUCUCCUGGCCUCUUUGAGCAUUUCACUCAAAGAAAUGGUUGGUAAUUUCCUAAUACCACCUCCCUGCUAUCACCCCCUACCUACCACAUUGGAGGUAUCCGUAGAGCUUCCGUUGGCAUUGAACUAUUUGCAGUGAACUACGUUCGAUCUUUCUAAGGUGGCUGAGGAAAAUUUUCAGGCGACAAGUCAGGGCAAAUAGUGUCCAAACAUUUGGCAGAAACUUGGUGAAAAUAUGAGGGAAGGUUUUAAAGAGAAGCAGAAGAAUAAUCAAUAUUUAGCGAGUUCUGCUAGUUUUUAAAGGGAUAAUUUUCUAAAAAAUUAGGUUGCAGGGGAACUACAGGGUUUCCACUUAAGGAAAUACAGUGCUACAUAUUUACUUGCAAAGUGUCUUUCUGCCUUCCAGCUUCUUGACAUUGGAGGGUUAAAAGCUGUCAUUAAUAAUGUCUCACAAGAAAUUGACUGAGACAGAUAACCCCUCUUGUAAUAAAUGGUUCUUUUAAAAAAUAUUACUUAUAAACGUUAAAUGAAAAAACAACUCUUAAGAGGACAAAGAGCCACGUGAAUAAAAUGUACCUUCUAAGAUUUUUUUUUUCCCCUGGCCUGUUUGAAAUGAAAAGCCUCACUGAAAAUCUAUUUUGACAGAAUUUUAGUGUAUCGGUCCAUUAGUUGUGUGACUGGUACGUAUGAUUUUCUGUUUUUGUUUUAAAUAUUCUUUGGUUCUGGGGCUCAGUCAGUUGAGCGUUGACUCGUGAGUUCGGCUCAGGUCAUGAUCCCAGGGUCGUGGGAUUGAGCCAUGUGUUGGGCUCUGUGCUGAGUGUGGAAUCUGCUUGAGAGUCUCUCUCUUCCUCUGCCCCUCUCCCCAGCUUGCACUCUCUCUCUGUCCAAAAAUAUAAAUAAAUGAAUGAAUAGUAAGUAUUCUUUGGUUCUCAGUUUCUAAAGAUAUAUUUUAUUGUGCUAAGAAUUACAAAGCAAUUUGUCUUACCAGAUGAGCCUUAGGCAUUAUGUUUGUCUAAGAAAUGUUGUCUGUGUGUGUUCAAACCAACAUACAAUUAUUUCCCCAAAGCUGGAGAAAAAUAUUUCAGCGCUGUGAGGAUUAUGUGACUUCUU